CCGCAGGUCAAAAGGAAAAAAACCCACGGUCCGGCCAUCGCGUUUCUGCCUGUUGGGAUGGGAUGUACGGAAACGGUGCUGCUGCCUGCUAGGCUUGAAGGUUCUGUGGAGCUGUUUGCUCGCAGCCCGCUCCGCGCCCACCAAGAUCUGUUUCUAUUUAGUAAUCCGCUCUCCCUGGGGACUCUGUCUUCUCCUCAUCUACCCACACACGCUCUCCAUCUUCCCCUCCAUGGAUAUCAAAUCCAUAGUAUGCCCAGAUGUGGGCGGCCUUCGGAGAAUGAGUGAGCCGAUCUAUCGUUCAUCAACUGCCAUGUCUGCCGUAUACACGGCCUCGUCCUCGUCCUCUCCAACCUCGCCAGCAGCGACCACCGGCGUUUCUGCUCUCCCAUCUCCCCAGCUUUCCCCGCGACCUGGCGAAUACUCAGAAUACACGACCGCUAAGCCUGACAGGAGCGCUUCAGACGCGUCGUCUUCCUCUCAGCCAGUGUCGGAGUCUGCCGACGACGACAUCGAGCUGCCUGAUUCCAAGGCCGCGCCUGCGUCCCCGCCAUCAAAGCAUCCGAGCUCGAACCGACGGUUUGCACAUAUUCUGUCAGAACAGCGACGUCGCGAGAAUAUCAACGGAGGGUUUCUCGAGCUGAAAAGCAGUAUUCCUCAAUGUCGCGGCAGUCAAGACUCGAAAGCUGUCAUUCUACGGAAGGCUGUUCUGUACAUUGCUUCGCUUGAAUCAGAACUUGCUAGCCUGAAAUGCAGUAGUAGAAACGGAAGUACAGUCUCUUCCGCCUCGGUCAAUACUACCGCCAACACUGCUACUUCGACCAACAGCGGCAGCAAUUCUCCAGCUACAUCCUUCAGCCCUCAACCACAAUCUCAGCCCAGAUCAUUUCCUCCCCCUCCGCAGAUGAACGAGCCCCGAUCACCCUACCAACCACAGAUGGUCCACGGACAGCAGCAGCAGCAGCCGAUGCAGGCACCUAUGUUGCAGCCGAUGCAGCAGCCUAUGCCCCAACGCGUUACUCAACCUCCCCAGCAUAUCCUUCCUAAUACUCUGCCGCAGCACCAACAUCAACACCAGCAGCAACAACCACAGCAACAACACGCACAUAUGUAUGUUCAUGCCUCACCACCACCUCCACCGCCUCCUCCCCACCCCUCACAAACACGACCCUCAAACCUGGCAAUGCAGCCUUCUCAUAUGAUCCCUGCCGGCAACGCUCCCGCUCAACCUCUACCUCAGCCAAGACAUCUGCCGCCUCGGCAGCUGGCAAACGGCUCUCCUUAUCCUCUCCAAGCUCCUCCUCACCAUCCGUCGGCAUACCCUGUCAUGGAUGCCGCUCCCGUGUACUACUAUCAGUCGCCGAUAAUGGUCCCGCAUUACCAGCAGCCUUAUCCGCAUCAGGUAGUGGCGCAACCUCAGGUGGCCGAGGGUUCGCGGUGAAAUGUUAUUGUUUUGUCAAAGGGUUGUAUAGUAGGUGUAUAAUAUUGUCUUUAAGUUUUGAUAUUGGCGAUUUGUUCAGUUUCUAGUAUGUAUCUACGUUUUUUUUUCUUUCUUCUGCUUCUAUAUACAUGUAUUUGGUCGUCUUUGUUUUCGGUGACUGCAAGUCAAGUGCGCAUUUCUUUUAUUAUAAUUGUCUGGGUUUUUGGUGAGGGUCAUUCUGCUCUCGAGUUUUGUCUAAACAUUUGUUCUAGGAUGCUUGGGAUAGGUGUUUGCUGUUUUUUCACUUUUUGUAAUUAUAUCUAAUCAAGUUGCACAAUACCUAAUUACUCGUCGAAAACUCUGGGGUGUCUGUGCCUGUCUUACCUGGUUCUCCAGCGUGGUCCGUUCGGUGCUAAGAAAGAUUACGCGUACAUCCGUGUGCUAC
Molecule: messenger RNA, 1862 nt
Organism: Myxozyma melibiosi
Lineage: Eukaryota; Fungi; Ascomycota; Lipomycetes; Lipomycetales; Lipomycetaceae
Exons: 2
Coding region: 230-1438 (402 amino acids)
Biological process (GO): positive regulation of transcription by RNA polymerase II
Cellular component (GO): RNA polymerase II transcription regulator complex
Molecular function (GO): DNA-binding transcription factor activity; protein dimerization activity
Source: RefSeq, a predicted model, not a curated record